Larimichthys crocea (large yellow croaker) is the source of this 1144-nucleotide messenger RNA. RefSeq lists its product as hypothetical. Lineage: Eukaryota; Metazoa; Chordata; Actinopteri; Sciaenidae. The transcript is spliced from 4 exons. The record is from RefSeq and is a predicted model, not a curated record. Bases 80 to 901 code for a protein of 273 amino acids.
GAUACUUGGUGGAGUCCGUGAAUGUGACACACAGUUAAUCUUUGUCGACUGUACGGAGGAUAAGAAGAGCUGGAAGAAAAUGAGCACUCAGGGUCAAGAAGAGAAAAGAUACGACCCCCAAGACACGACUCUGAAGUUUGUCAACAGGCCGGAUGAUCUGGAUCCACUGCCCCCAGAGGAGGGAGACCUGUGCCUCAGAGCUGAGAUGUCCUGCGGUCAUGCUGUCACCCCAGAGUCUCUCACUGGGUGGUGUCGCAGCCUGCUGGAUCAGGGCCAAUACAAAUUUAAGUGCCCUGCUCUAAAGAACGGCACCCUGCAGAAGUGCGGUGCAGUGUGGCCUUAUCCAGAGGUGCGCAGGCUGGCGGUGCUGACACAUGAGGAGAUGCAGCACUUUGAAGAGACCAUCGCCCGUUUGGCUGCCACAGAAUACUGUGAAGUCAAAACAUGCCCCGGGUGUAAAACCUAUGUGGAGAGGAUGGAUCUCUCCAACCUGUGCGUCCAGUGCACAAUCUGCGCCGCAGACAAGAAGAAGACCUACCAGUUCUGCUGGCAGUGUCUGAAGGAGUGGAAAGGUCCAGCUCCACGCUCUGACCGCUGCAACAACGACGGCUGCAUCAACCUCGACCUCGAGCUUCUCAAGAACUGCAAGACCACCGCCCUCCCUCAGGUGCAGGGAGUGGACGCAUGUCCCUCCAUCCGGGCCUGUCCAACCUGUGGUCAGAAGGUGGAGCACGACAGGACAGGCUGUAAGAACGUCAUCUGUCAACGCUGUCAGGUUGAGUUCUGCUUUGUGUGUCUGAAGCUCACUCCUGAGUGCCUGAAGACGAGCUCUUACUUCAUCCCCUGUAGCGCCGGUGUGGCCCCCAGACAAACCUCCAUACCUGUGUGGCACAGAAACUAAAAUGAUACUCAUGACGUAGCUUCCAGCCUUCUUCUGUCACAUGAUACUUUUCCUGUUCGAUUUAUUUGUAAGAUUCCUCCUGUCAAAAGUGUUGCUUAAUAGACCCAUUGUUCAUUGUGAGCUUUAAAAUAUCUGCUGUUAUUUCUGGUAACGUUGUAUAACGCACUGUUAUUGCUUCAUUACAGUUAUUCUCAGCAAUAUAAUUAUAUCUUUAGUAAUAAAGUUUGCUUUUACGUGAAUGCA